This is a messenger RNA of Aspergillus melleus, 1807 nucleotides long. RefSeq names its product RPC34 RNA polymerase subunit family protein (gene RPC34). Lineage: Eukaryota; Fungi; Ascomycota; Eurotiomycetes; Eurotiales; Aspergillaceae. The record is from RefSeq and is a predicted model, not a curated record. Bases 637 to 1479 code for a protein of 280 amino acids. Gene Ontology annotation, cellular component: RNA polymerase III complex. Gene Ontology annotation, biological process: transcription by RNA polymerase III. The transcript has a single exon.
CUUCUCGAAAUUUCCGGGAGAAACCAUGGGCCUGAGUGCCUGAGGCAGCAAGGCGUCUAGGCUGCCCGCACCUCGACGGCGCUAAACCCUUCCGGGCGCCGCAAAAAGAACGAAUGGAAAAAAGCCGCCAAAAACAUCUUCUUUCAACAGUCACAGACCUGCGCAUCUCUUCUUCCUCCGUGCGCCCCGUCUCGGCCCCGAGGAACCUUGCUCAGCUAUCGUCGGAGUCGCAGUCUGGAAACUCGAUUGGGAUGCCUCUCUGAACAUGCUUUAUCAUAGGCCCUUUCGGUGACUGUGUUCUAACUUGACGACCUGCUUCCUCCGUCCUGACUAUGGCUUCCGCGGGAUCGUCCGGCGGCUCUGUCAGUGAGCUCGCCGCGAAGCUCUACGAUGCAUGCCUGACCAAGUUCCCUCCUGAUCAUCUCUUCGUUCAGCAAGAAUUGCUCGGCUUGGGCAUCUUUCCCAAGUCCGACCUUGCGCUUCUCCUCCAAUGCACCCAAUCGCUCGUGGACCAAAAGCUGUUCCGACUUCUGCAGAAAGAUAACCGCUUAGCCUGGAAGAUCAUCUCGCGGGAAGAUGCUGAAAAGUAUGCAUGAUCUUGACUGCAUGAUCUUCUGACUCUCACUAUGCAUAUACAUGAGUGAUGCUAAUAUAUCCCCGCUUCCCCACUUCAGACUUCAGAAUUUGAACCCCGACGAAAGUUUGGUCUACAAUGUGAUUCACUCGACCGGACGUUCUGGUAUCUGGGUCCGCGCCAUCCAGAACCGUACAAACCUCCACAAGUCCAUCCUAGAUCGCUGCCUCAAGUCGCUCGAAGGGAAAAACUACAUCAAAAGCGUCCACAAUGUCAAGUUCCCCAGCCGGAAGAUGUACAUGCUGGCGGGCCUGGCCCCCAGCGAAGAUGUCACCGGUGGCGCUUGGUUCACGGACGGCGUGCUGGACGAGGACUUCAUCACCACGAUGGCCGGGUAUAUCGAAUAUACCGUGAGUCGGAAAAGUUGGUUCGAAACGACGCCGGCAGACGGACGAGGCAAGCGCAUCAAAACCGCCGACGGAAGUGCAUCGUUGAAACAGGAGCCCCCCCAGAAAGAAUACAUCCCCUUCCCCGCGGGUUACCAGGGCUAUCCCACCGUCGCGACGAUCACCGCCGCCGUCAACGAGAGUGCUCUCACCCCCGUGCGCUUGGGCGAAGAGAGUGUCCUGCAGCUCCUCGAGAUGCUCUGCUUCGACAACAAGCUCGUCGCCCUGAACAACGGCGAAGUCUACCGAUCGGUCAAAAACCCGGAGGCCGUCAAACUAUCGCAAGCUCGGAAACCCGCCGGAGACGACGACGCGUCGGAUCGACUGGUCCAGAACGGCAUGACGGAAGCCCCUUGCGGCCACUGUCCUGUCUUCAAACUCUGUGCUCCCGGAGGCGCCGUGAGUCCGGAAAGCUGCGAAUACUUUGACCCGUGGUUGGAGAAAGCUUUGGGAUUCUGAGCAGCCGAGCACCGCCCAAUCCUCCUUUCUCUUUCCUCUAUCAUCUUCCUUUUCUCUCUUAUAGUCGAUGUACUAUGUGCGCAUCAGCGCCAGGUCAUGUUUUGCUUUGCAUAGCGGUGGCGUUUGCAUGUCUUUUGUCUGAAGUUGAGUGGUCAUCUCGAUUUAUCUGGACAUUUCACGAACUUUAGAAAAAUGUCGUGGCAUUUAGGUAUGGGUUCGGAUCUACAACCAAAAGUGGAAAAGUUGGCACAUCAUAACGUCAUAGCCUAUCCUUUAAUCUGCACGCAUAGAUAGGGAACAAAAUUUAUUGAGAUAUCCGAGAGUAAAA